AUGCCAGAAAGGUUAAGACUAGUAGAAGAGAUAUAUUCUUCCAAGUUUAACAGUGAACAGAAGCCACCUCUACAGCUGUUUCUUCAUUCAGUGAAGGAUUUUGUUGUUUUUUUGAUUGAACCCAAAGUAUUAUUGUCAAUAGUUAAAGAGGAAUAUGAUAUCACCAGUAAGGUCUAUACAUUUGGUAUGCGAGCUGAUAAAGGACAUACAUUAAAUAGUUCUAAUAUAUUUAAAUUAGAGCUAGCUAAGGUCCAUUUGAAUAAUGAUAAUUUAACCCUUUAUAUGCCAGCCAAUGUGGGUCGCUUUGUUGACGAAGAAAUUCCAGAAUCGACCUUCAUAGAAUGCGAUAACAGAAGGGUUAAUUUGUUUUAUGAUUCUUACCCUGACUACAAAGUGUACUACAGAAAUUUUCACUACAAGGCAUCCAUACUAUUACAUGAUUUAAAACAAGCAAUGGAUGAUGCAGGAAUAAAAUUUUGGCUGGAAGGUGGAACACUGCUAGGAUGGUAUCGACAAUGUGAUCUUAUUCAUAAUACUCGUGAUAUGGACAUUGAAAUAUAUGCUAAACAUUAUAAACCAACAAUGAAAAAAUCUUUAGGAUCACACGACUUGUACUUGAUUCGAGAGUUGGGAAAGUUGCAAGACAGUUUUGAGAUGACGUUUAAGAAAUAUUCUAUUCGAUUAGAUGUGUUUUGUCUUUAUGAAGGAAAAGAUGACAAUUGGACAGGAGCAGUGGGUGGAAAUGGUACAAAAUACAGGUUUAUGAUACCUAAAAUUCAAUUAUGUUGGGGUGAAUUGCUUGGAGUUCCUGUCCGUGUUCCUUGCAACACGUUUGAAUUUGUAAAAAAAGUAUAUGGUGAUGAUUGGAAUAAAACAGCAGAAAACUGGAUAUGGGAUGAAAGCCCCAAAAAUUUAAUAGUGGUGGGGGAAUACUCUGGAGAAGAAAUGGAUAAGUACAAUGUUUCAAUGGAAUCCUACAUAGAUAUCAUAAAGGAUUGGUUUCGCAGUAUCUUUAUUGAGAUUUAUUAUUUCUUUUUUUUCCUGAAUCUGACCCCCUAG
Messenger RNA from Lottia gigantea (owl limpet), 1059 nucleotides. RefSeq lists its product as hypothetical. NCBI's taxonomy places the organism in Eukaryota, Metazoa, Mollusca, Gastropoda, Lottiidae. The coding region runs from base 1 to 1059 and encodes 352 amino acids. The record is from RefSeq and is a predicted model, not a curated record. The transcript has 8 exons.